CAUGCCUGGUUCGCUCUGUUGCUGUCCACCUUGUCUUUGUGUGGGUGCUGGUUUGUGUGCAAAACAGAGCAAAAACAAUUGCGCGACAAGAAAUCCAAAUAUCAUUAAAUAUUACGUAGCUUCAGUUAAGAAAACGUCAUUCACCUAACACCAAGUCGACACCGUGGUCCUGCGAAUAUCGAAAAAUCCGAAACAGAAAAGUCUCAAAACAAAGAGGUACAAAUAAACGAUUCCCAGUCACGACUUCAUCAGCCCCUCCCACACAGCCACAAUGAUGAGCCUGCUCGGGCGCCCCGAUGUGGAUGCGGGUGAAGUUUUCGUCAAUUUUAACCAGAACAUAACUUCAUUGGCCGUUGCCACCAGCGGCGGCUAUAGCCUGUACAGCCUGGGCUCCGUGGACUCGACGUUGGACAAGAUUUAUCACACAAAGAGCGAUGAACUGUUUCUCAUUGAGCGCCUAUUUGAGAGCUCACUCGUGGCCAUAGUUUCCCAGCGAGCCCCCCGCAAGCUGAAGGUGUGCCACUUUAAGAAGCAGAGCGAAAUCUGCAACUACUCGUACGCAAACACAAUUUUGGCAGUGAAGCUCAAUCGCGAGCGCCUGAUCGUCUGUCUGGAGGAGUCGCUGUACAUCCACAACAUUCAGGACAUGAAGGUAGUGCACACCAUUCGGGAUACGCCGUGCAAUCCGCAGGGUCUGUGCGCACUCUCCUCGUCCUCGGAGCAUUGCUACCUGGCCUAUCCGGGCAGCGUUACCUCCGGCGAGGUGCAGAUUUUCGAUGCCAUUAACUUGCACGCCAAGACCAUGAUUCCCGCCCACGACACACCGCUGGCGGCCUUAGCCUUCAGUCCCUCGGGCACGGAGAUUGCCACGGCAAGUGAGCGUGGAACGGUCAUCAGGGUUUUUAGCUCCCAGGAUGGUAGUCGGCUUUUUGAACUUCGACGCGGACUGAAGCGAUGUGUAUCCAUUGUUUCACUGUCAUUCAGCACGUGCGCGGAGUAUCUGGUGUCCAGUUCCAACACGGAGACUGUGCACAUCUUCCGCCUGGAUCGUAGUGCCACGGAGACAGCCGAAGGACAUGGAGGAAAGCAGACGAGCGACGACUGGAUGGGUUACUCGUUUUUUAGAUUCUUGAGCAAAACGGUCACCAGCUACCUGCCCACGCAGGUGACCGACGUGUUUAGCCAAGGCCGGGCCUUCGCCUCGGUCACUUUGCCGGAGGCGGGAGUGCGCAGGAUGUGCGCCAUUACCACGAUACAGAAGCAGCUAAGACUGCUAAUUGCCUCGCAGGAUGGGUACCUAUACGUGUACUCCAUUCCCACCGUCGAGGGCGCAGAGUGCCAGCUGAUAAAGAGGCACGACCUGCGGCUGGAGGACCACUACGCCAUGGAUAUCAAAGUUGAUUCACCUCAAACUCUAGGCCUUAACAGUGGCGUGAGCAUCGGCGGAGCAGCCGGCGUUCCGCCCGGUGGUGCAGGAGCAGCCGUCGCCGGCGGGAGUGGUGGCGAUGGCAAGUCUGCGACUCCGGUUUCCGGUGGCGGCGGUGGUGACAAACCUGGCGGCUCCUAUGCGUCCGCCGUCAAGGGGGACGAGCCCGCUGGACCCUCUUCCUCCUCCGCUUAGACAAAGAUAUUGAUCAAACAAGAGAUGCAGAGAUGGUAAACGAAACUCACUCCUCAAAGUACUACGGACGAUGAUGCUAAAGUGAUUGCGAUGAUGCUUGGCGACUGGCGACUGGCAACGGCGGCGAUGAUGAUGAUUAGCGACGGUGGGCUCUGUGGCGUCAAGCGUAUUUAAGUAAAUAAAUAGGUCAUAGACUUAAUUUAGCUUUUAACGUUGUCAGCGACGAUUCUUUCUCGUUUUGUACCAGCAACACUUCCAACCGCCCCUUCCUACCCAAGCAAUUUUUUAGUUUUAAGUUAUGUUCAUGGCGCUACCAUUUGAAUUAGAAAUGCUUUUGUCAUACACUCCUAAGUUAGUUGUUAAUUAAUAAUUUAAAAUGAUUUAUAGAUUUGCUUUGAUAUUUGAGUUGCCCGCUUUUUUAUAUAAAAUAAACGGCCUUUGCAAGUUA
Messenger RNA from Drosophila ficusphila, 2069 nucleotides. RefSeq names its product WD repeat domain phosphoinositide-interacting protein 2 (gene Atg18a). Gene Ontology annotation, cellular component: cytosol; phagophore assembly site membrane; extrinsic component of membrane. Bases 272 to 1621 code for a protein of 449 amino acids. The transcript has 6 exons. Lineage: Eukaryota; Metazoa; Arthropoda; Insecta; Diptera; Drosophilidae. The record is from RefSeq and is a predicted model, not a curated record. Gene Ontology annotation, molecular function: phosphatidylinositol-3,5-bisphosphate binding; phosphatidylinositol-3-phosphate binding; protein binding. Gene Ontology annotation, biological process: protein lipidation; autophagy of mitochondrion; protein localization to phagophore assembly site.